Stomoxys calcitrans (stable fly) is the source of this 4270-nucleotide messenger RNA. RefSeq names its product glycerol-3-phosphate acyltransferase 1, mitochondrial (gene mino). Gene Ontology annotation, molecular function: glycerol-3-phosphate O-acyltransferase activity. The record is from RefSeq and is a predicted model, not a curated record. Gene Ontology annotation, biological process: phospholipid biosynthetic process. The transcript has 7 exons. Bases 1420 to 3972 code for a protein of 850 amino acids. Lineage: Eukaryota; Metazoa; Arthropoda; Insecta; Diptera; Muscidae. Gene Ontology annotation, cellular component: mitochondrial membrane; plasma membrane.
UCUGCGCGACAACAAUGAAAACACACAAGAACAACCCGGGAUAGUCGAACAAAAAACUAAUUGAAAAGUAAUUUAUAAACGACCGUCUUUGAGGUAGAGCUCCGCAUUCAACGUCAAACCCUGAGGAAACAAAAGUAACGUGUUCCCAGCGUAACCUUACAAAUUCAAAUUCGGGGUUUUAACGAAAAUGCAUAAGCCAUAAACACGGCUUGCUUAUUAUCUACGCAUCUAUAUCCACAAUUGAAAUUUUUGGAUAGUAUGAAGUGCAAGAAAAUGAAUUAAGACGCGAAUACCGGCCAAUGGAUUGAAAGAUAAGUGGUUCGCUUGUACAUCGUCGCAUGUGAUAAAAGUCAGUGUUUCUCCUCGAAAGAACAUCAAAUUGAAAACAAGUGUGUGGUAUAAAUAAAACACCAAAACAUUAAGCGUGAAAAUAUAUUGAACAAAUAAACGAGUGCACCAAAACAAGCACUUCAUGCAAAUCGGAUCGCCAAAAUUACAUAAAAGCUUUUCUAGCCUGACAAUUCUGUGAUUUGAAAGAGUUCAAGAAAAAAAAAAACAACAAGCAUCCCCACAUACAAAGUAAGGCAGCAACCGACCGAAUAGCAACAAACAGUGAAACACAAGAGCAAAACAAACUGCGGCACAAAAUAAGAACUGAACGAUCGAUCAUACGAUUCUCUGUUUUUUGCUAUAAGUAAUAAUCCAAAUAAUAAAAGCGUCGCGUCGUCUGAUGUCAAUAUUCGACGUUGAAAAUCGUUCAGAGUUCGAGAGAGUUAAAGGGACUAAAUUGAAAUCAGAAAAUAUAUAUUUCAACAGAUCUUUUCUGGUGAUAAGUGCAAAGGGGCAAUCGCGCGAUACCAGCGACAGCAGCAUGGACUGGUUUUGAUUAUAAUAAUAAAAACUCACGAGUAAAAUAAAAACAAAGACCAACAUAAAAUUGCUGAGCGCGUAAAUGCAAGCUGUGCUUAAUUACAAAUUUCAGUGUUGACCUUAACAUUAGUUUUAUUAUCAAUUGAACGAAAACUGCAAACAAACCUACUUUUACUCGUGUGCAACGACCUAUACAAACAUACAUAUCUAUAAGUUUCGAAGAAGAAACCCACCAACGGCGUACUCAACCGUUUAACUACAAUAAUGAGUGCAAUCGUGGUACAAAGUCGAAGAUUGUAAUUCAAAGCAUAAGCAACAUAACCAAACGGUUACAGCUUUCAGCUGUACCAAUAAAACAAAAACCACAACAACAUCAUACGCGUCCAUCCACCCCAAAACAAGAACAGUAGAGAAACUAGAAGCUUAACAAUUGCAAUUGCUCCUGUAUUUCAGUCACUCUUGCCAACUUCUUUUCGCUGAAAAUAUUGCUGGUCUCUACACCCUAUUUCAGUUUUUCGGUUAUAUCUUUAAAAAAACAACUUUGCCGGAAUGCUGGCUUCUGCGAUUGGCUUCCUGCAGGGAGCACUUGAAUUCUCCUUCUUAGGCUGUGUUGAAAUUGCAUCAGUGGCGUUCUUUGUCUAUUAUAUUUAUGCUAAAACCAGAGCUCCUUCAAUUAUCGGUAGUUUAUUUCCACAUCUACAUAUCAAUGUAAACUAUCGAUCGUCUUUAUUGAAAUUCAAUAACAUGGUUAAUUCGAAAAUGGAGCCGAAACGGGAGAACUCACUUGCCCAUGGGAUAGGCACUAAAAACAUGUUAGAGCUUACUCCACAUGCUGGAAGAAAACCAUAUAACUCAAUUUUUGAUUGGGGCGUAUACUUUCCAUAUAUUGCCCAAGCGACCCGAAGCAAGCAGUACCAUUUUCCGCGGGUGACGAAUAUGGUGCAAAAUGACCCCGUUCUUCAGAGAGCCAUUAAACAGGCCGCGGAGCAAAUUUUGAGGGAAAAACAGAUGUCGAUGGACUUUAGUAAAGAAGACCUUAACAAAAACAAUGACAAAGAAAACAAUGCUAGAGAUUCACCUUCUGGUUAUCAGAAUAUUUUGAAUAAACAAGAACACCGUGCUAUAACCAUACUCAAGGACAUGCGUUCCACACUCAACAACUUUCUUUUGGCUUUAACUUCUUGGAUCUUAUACAAGUUAUUACCAUGUUUCCUUAGCGGUGUUGUUACCCACACCCAGCAAAUUGAAAUGCUUAAGGCAGCCUCAGAGAAGGCGCCUGGGAUACCCUUGAUUUUCUUGCCAUUGCAUCGGAGCCAUUUGGAUUACAUUAUGGUCACUUUUAUACUAUACAAUAACGAUAUUCGAAGCCCACUGGUAGCCGCCGGAAAUAAUUUGCAGAUUCCUGUUUUUGGAGAAUUGUUGCGUGGCUUAGGCGCUUUUUUUAUAAAACGGAAGAUAGAUCCGGUAGUGGGAAAGAAAGACAUUGUGUACAGAGCUGUUCUCCAUUUAUAUUUGCAACACGCUUUGAAAGUGGGCCACAAUGUUGAAUUCUUUAUUGAAGGUGGCCGAACACGUACCGGAAAGCCCUGUCUGCCCAAGGGUGGAAUUCUCUCAGUUAUUGUAAACGCAUUUAUGGACCGCAGCAUCCCGGACGCCCUUAUUGUUCCAGUAUCGGUAAAUUAUGAGAAACUUGUCGAUGGCAAUUUCGUACGGGAACAAAGGGGCGAGAAAAAGGAUCCCGAGAGUUUUAUAAAAGCUAUAUCGGGCAUAUGGAAGGCCCUUAAUUCGAACUAUGGUCUUAUGCGUAUAGAUUUUAACGAGCCAUACUCAAUCAAAGAACUGGUCCAGUCCUACAACAAAAUAGCAAAUGAAGACGGUACGAUGAAAGUUUAUAAACCAUCAGUAAGGACCUUACAACACAAUCAAUCAACAUCAUCGCUGUACGGCACUGACGUGGUUUGCGAAGAACAUCGUAGUCUAAUUGACAGCAUUUCCCGACAAGUUGUCUUUGAUUGUGCUGUCGCUACAUCUGUAAUGUCGACCAAUGCUUUGGCUUUUUUGUUACUCACAAGAUAUCGAAAAGGUGCUGCAGAGCAUGAAAUAGCCAAAGGGUUGGACGAACUACGGACAACAUUGAAGGGACGCAAGGAUAUUGGAUUUUCAGGAGAUUCAUCCCAUAUUAUCAACUAUGCUGUGGAUCUUUUGGGUGAAAAUUUGGUAGUACGCCAAGAGGGUGAUGAUGGUGUAACAACCAUACAGCCAAAGGGCACUAUUGAAAGCUGGAUCGAAUUGGCUUAUUAUUCCAAUACUCUGACACCGCAUUUUGCCCUACAAUCAAUUUGCCUAAAUACUUUCCAUAAGCUACUGCCAAAGUCCGAUGUGUUAAGUGAAAAACAAGAGCCAGGUGUUUCUCGUAAACGUCUUAUAGAAGUUGCUCUGGAAAACUGUGAAGUUUUCCGGUAUGAAUAUAUCCUAAACAAACCCACUCAAGUUUUGGGAAAUAUGCUUGAAAUCGCUCUGGAUGAGUUGAUAAUGCAGGGUUUUAUCAAAACCGCCCAGUCCGACAAUCAGGCCGAUGCCCCUGUGGAAACAAUGCGGAUGGCUCGAGCCAUAGCCUCUUACAUAGAAAGCAAUGACUUGGAUCAGGAUGAUGACGAUGACGAUGACGAUGUGAAUGACUAUGUGAACGUAGAUCAAAUAGAAGAACCAGAUAUGUUUUUAGUGCCAGAAACCAUAACACAACAAAAAGCACUAUGCGAAGUGUUAGCGCCAUUUGCCCAGACAUAUUUGAUCGUAGCAGAGUCAUUAUUUAUAUUAUAUAAGAAUCCCAUGCUCGAAAGCGAAUUUAUGAAGUUUGUGAUGAAGGAGUUACAUGCCAAAGUGGCCAAUAAGCAAUGUCCAUACCCUGAAAGCAUAUCAACCGACUCUGUAAGAAAUUGCUUGAAAGUCUUAGAGAAAUGGUUUGUGGUCGAGAUUAGCAAUCAGAGUGGCUUACGUCUAUUGGCCCUGGGUACUCUUUACGAAACAUCGCGCGAUUCAUUGAAAAAUAUUCUGCAGCGUAUGUACAACAUAUUGCCACAAUAUAACAAUGGUUAUUUUUGAGGUUUAGCUGUAAGAGUUGGUUCCUGUAUAUGUUUCCUCAUUACUACUUGAUAUACAUAUUUCACCAAUAGUUUUUAUCAUCAUUGCAUUUUCCUUUUUUUGCUUUAUUUAUAAUUUAAAAUUUAUUAUAAGCAUCCAAGUGUUGUUUUGAAAACGACAUGUAACCUAUAGAUCACUUAGUAGUAAACUACAUAAGGAUAUAAGGAAUAAAUUAAGCUGAAAAUGCCAAAGCUUAAUAGAAAAUUACAAAUCAUAAACUUAGUCAAGUAUAUUUAAAAAAGACCAACAAUAUAUUGUA